AUGACGGCUAUAUUGGUAUCGUACUAUACUACAGAUGAGGAUGAGGAGGAGGAGAAGGAUCAAGCCAACGAAGACGAGGAGGACGGCGUUGGAAGCAGGCAUCAUUAUCAUUACCAGACGGGUUUAAGAAUGUCCCCUAUAGUAGGAUCUAGUCAUACUACUCAAACAAACCUCCUCCUGGUAUACAUCUCCCACAACAACAACAACAACAUCACGAUGUUACACCAUCAGCUGUUGGAGCUCAUGAUUAUUAGGUUUGGUCCUCCUGGUAUGGAGUUAGCUUACUUGAGAGGAAAUGCACAAUUGAAUACAGGGGUACAGGACAGAAAGGGAAAGUUCAUAUUCAACAAUAACAACAACAAUAAGAACAAUGCUACUCCUAAUGAUGAGAUGUUGUUGUCCAAUCCUUGUACUAGAUUCCUAGGCAAUAAAGUAUAUUCUAGUAUACAACAUCCAAGGCGUAAUCUUACUCUUACAUCCUCUCGUAAGGAAACCAGCAACAACAACAACAACAAGAGUAGUGAUCAUACAUAUAAUAAUAAUGAUGAUGAUCCUCGGAAGAUAAUAGAAGAUGGAUUAUUACAAAUGAUGGACAUAGAUAUAUGUGAUAAUAAUCUAUCUGUAUUACAUCCAAUGGCUAUUGAUCGUAUUGUGCAUACUCUUGAUACACGGGUUCAUUUACUACACAAUAUUAUACAAGAGUUAUUACGCUUUAGUGGAGGUAAGGAGACAGCAGUAGCAGCAUUGGUAGGGUAUAGGAAAGGGAGAUUACUCAUACAACGGCUAUGCACGGCUCUACAGUAUGUAUUACUACCACCACAUGAUGAUGAUGCUCAAUGCUCUUGCUCCUCGAGUGAUGCUGGUAAUGAUGUAUUGAAUAAUGAUAAUACCAAUAGUCAUCAUCAUGACCACCAUCAUCAUGGUGUUGGUGAUUCGAUGAUGAUCAUGAGAGGAAGGGGGAGGACUCUAUCUUUAUUACAAAACAAGGAUGAAGUUACUCAUCGACAAGAACAUCGUAUACAAACACUGUUAUCAACUAUAGAAGAUACCAUACGAUGGGAACAUCUAACUUACCCUUGCUAUAACAUGCUCACUAUUCUUUCAUCAAUGCUUCAUUGUAUAACUCGACAAGAAGUAGUACCAGUUAAUGAUGAUGGUGAAUGGGGAGAUAUGUUACACACUUUAGAACGUUCGAAUAUUAUAAUAGGCUCCAUCUCCUCUUCCUCCUCCUCCUUUACUAAGUAGUGUAUAGUCCACCAGAUCAUGGAGGAUGAUGAUGAUUAUGAGCAUUACUCUAUUAUCAUUACUAGUUAUUAUCAAUGUAAUCUAUUAUCGAUGAUCUCUGAUGUCGUUGAAUAAUGAUGGUAAUAAUAACAACCAUAUUAUAGUUAUUCA
This is a messenger RNA of Perkinsus marinus ATCC 50983, 1395 nucleotides long. RefSeq lists its product as hypothetical. The record is from RefSeq and is a predicted model, not a curated record. The coding region runs from base 1 to 1245 and encodes 414 amino acids. The transcript has 12 exons. NCBI's taxonomy places the organism in Eukaryota, Perkinsozoa, Perkinsida, Perkinsidae.